Molecule: messenger RNA, 966 nt
Organism: Aspergillus steynii IBT 23096
Lineage: Eukaryota; Fungi; Ascomycota; Eurotiomycetes; Eurotiales; Aspergillaceae
Product: NmrA/HSCARG family protein
Exons: 1
Coding region: 1-966 (321 amino acids)
Source: RefSeq, a predicted model, not a curated record
AUGCCAAAGAAAAUCAUCUCGAUCCUCGGCGCCACCGGCAUUCAGGGUGGCUCCGUAGUCGACGCCCUCCUCGACAAUAAAGCGUACCAGAUCCGCGCCAUAACCCGGAACCGUGCCAGCGAGGCCGCGCAGAAGCUCGUCAAGCGCGGCGUGGAGGUCGUCCAGGCCGACGCAGGGGACGUCUCGUCGCUGAUCACCGCGUUCGCAGGCUCCGCCGCGAUCUUCGCCAUGACCAAUUUCGCCGAGGGAUAUUUCGCCACGGGCAGCGUGGACCGCGCGAUCCAACUCGAGGCCGAACAGGGGAUUAACCUGGCCAAAGCGGCGGCGGCGACUAGCUCCCUCGAGCACUACAUCUGGUCGACGCUGCCGAACAGCGGGGCCGUAACCGGGGGCAAGAUCACCGUCCCGCAGUUCGAGGGCAAGAAUCAGGUCGAUGGGUUCAUUCGCGCCGACCCGGCCUUGCUUGCCAAGACGACGUUCUUCAUCCUCGGCUUCUACCAGGAGAACUUCGCGUAUCCGAUGCUUGCGCCCGUCGAGGUCCCGGGCGCAGGGCAGUCUGUCCAGCUGCUGUGUACGCCGGGGAAUACGCGGAUUCUCUCACUGGGGCGCGCGCGCAAGAACAUCGGGCUGUUUGCGGCGGCGAUUCUGGCGCAGCCGGAGAAGACACUCCCGGCGCGAUGUGUGUCUGGGUUCGUGGAGGAGAUCCGGAUGGAGGAGAUGUUGAGGCGCUGGGUAGAGGUGCACGGGAAGAAGGCGCACUACGUGAAUGUCGAUAGAAAGGUCUUCACGGAGUUGUGGACUCAUGCGGGCAUCGAUAUGCUGGCCUCGAUGCUGGACUUUCACCGGUCAAUGGACGUGAACCCAUUCAGUGGGGGUGGGGAGGUCUUGAAUAAGGAUGAUUUGGGUGUGGUUGGGCUGGAAGGGGUCAAGGAGUCGUUUGAAAAUUUGAGGGUUGAAUCGGCUUAA